AACUUUGAUUAAGUAAAAUACAAUUAUUUAGAGUAAUGAACCGGAUAAGUAUAGGAAGAAAACAUAGACAACCACUGAAGACUUGGAAGUCUUACACCUGCCUCUCGAAGAGAGAGACAAAACACCACAGACUACUUCAACUCUUAUGCCUAUAAAUACACAUGUUUCUUUGAGGGGUUUCUCAUCCCUCACAAAGAAACUUCGAAGAAUUUAAGGUACGUAGCAGCAGCUUUAGAACAAUGAAGAGUGCUUAUUUCCCUGUAGCUUUUGUCCUCUUGGCUUUUGCUUCCUCCUUUGCCUCCGCAUAUGACCCUAGCCCUCUACAAGAUUUCUGUGUAGCCAUCAAUGACACCAAGACUGGUGUGUUUGUGAAUGGGAAGUUUUGCAAGGACCCAAAGCUUGUUGUAGCAAGCGACUUCUUCCGUUCAGGGUUUGACAAGCCAAGAAACACAUCCAAUGCGGUUGGAUCUGCUGUCACUCAGGCAUUUGUUGAACAAUUUCCAGGCCUUAACAAUCUUGUAGUCCAAGAAGGCACCCUAUUUGUCGGCUUCGUCUCAUCUAAUCAGGAUGGUAACCAUCUCUUCACCAAAGUGCUGAACAAGGGAGAUGUAUUUGUUUUCCCUAUUGGUUUGAUUCACUUCCAGCUCAAUAUAGGGGAAACUCCUGCUGUUGCCUUUUCUGGUUUGAGUAGCCAGAAUCCAGGCACAAUCAUAAUUGCAAAUUCUGUUUUCAAAUCAAAUCCACCCAUUAAUCCUGAUGUUCUUACCAAGGCUUUCAUGCUGGACAAGAAUGUCAUCAAGUAUCUCCAGUCUCACCUCUAAAGGAUAUAUAUUUUAAAAAAAAAAAAAGAAGAAGUUAGAGAAGACUUGAACAAGGCAUGUUUCAACUCUUGCUUGUCUGGAUUGUGUUUGAGUGCCAUAUCUCUAUUUGAUUAUUGGUUCCAUAUAAUACCUCAUCUACUACAUAAUAAGAGGUUGUAAUAAGAUGUUGCUUAUAGCUCAAUACAUAUAAUAAAGAAGUUUGCCUAUU
This is a messenger RNA of Rubroshorea leprosula, 1029 nucleotides long. Lineage: Eukaryota; Viridiplantae; Streptophyta; Magnoliopsida; Malvales; Dipterocarpaceae. The record is from the annotation of a GenBank genome assembly.